Molecule: messenger RNA, 1378 nt
Organism: Cylicocyclus nassatus
Lineage: Eukaryota; Metazoa; Nematoda; Chromadorea; Rhabditida; Strongylidae
Source: the annotation of a GenBank genome assembly
AUGAUGAUCAAAUGGUGUAGGUACCCGACGUUAACUGGAUUACUAUAAUACCACUUAGAUAUGCCCUCACCAUGCGCAGUGUGUGAGAUGCCGUCCAGUGGAUUGCACUUUGGCGUAUCCUGUUGCAGAGCAUGUGCAGCAUUUUUUCGAAGAACUCUCUCACUAAGGCUGAAGUAUAAAUGCCGUUUCUCUGGCUCUUGUGAGGUCACACAAAAAAAACGUUAUUCUUGCCGGCAUUGCCGCUUUGAGAAAUGUGUGAGGGUAGGGAUGCGGAAAGAAAUGGUCCAGAUGGCAAAUGUGUCCAACGUCCCAGAUCCAUACGACGGUGCAAAGCCAUCGUCAUCGAAUCCGGGAUCAAACGCUUCGUACUCGUCUUGCUCUCCACCGGAACCAGUAUACCGUAUACCAGCUAUAGUAAGAAAUGAUAACUACCAGCACAUACAGAAUGGUUCCUAUGUUAAUACUUCGUCGACGUUUCACUUUACGAAUGCGCAGAUGAUCUUGAAAGCGAAGAUAGACGUUUUAUUCGAUAUGGAAUUCAACCUGAACGCUUUCCCUUACGCCAUUCCGCUUUCGGUAUGCCAACAAGCAAUGAUCGCCUACGCAAAUCACUGCCAACACUGGCCUCAGUGUAGAAUUGGAAAGACCCACGAAGCCGAUGUUAUCGAUAUUGAGCACUUACUUCGUGAUACCUACAUCGAAAUAGAGUACCUCGCUGAAUUUGCCAUGUCCCUGCAACCGUUCAGUCAGCUUCCAAAGGACCAAAAGUGGCUGUUAUUUCGGAAUUUUUGGCCAGGUUUCUUCGAGUUAGACCGAUGUUUUCACACUUGCAAAAUUCUCGGCUACGAUAUAAAUGACGAACGUUCGGUGUGCUUAGAUGGGACCAUUGUUAAUUUCAAAGGACAUGUAGCUAGACUGGAUAUUGUGUCUGACCUAAAUGAAGAACAGAUAAAGAAGUUAAUGAGACCAACACAUGACUUAUUUCGUGAUCUCGUGACUGUUCCUUUUAAACGAUUGCGACCGAACGAGUUUGAGCUGCUCUAUAUGGUGAUCUGCUGUAUGUGGAAUGUAAAACAUAUUCCGAACGUGACCAAAGAAACCAUCAAUAUAGCCGAACAAGUAAAAAACCGCUUGGCCGAAGAUGUGCAUAGCUACUACACUUAUGAACUUCGAACGCCCAAUUAUGCUUCACGUCUUCAUAAAAUGAGCAGCAUUGUGUCGGCAGUGGAUAAGCUACAAGAGCGACGGAAGGAAGAUAGCCAAUUAUCAAGAUUAUUCAACAUUUUUAAGCACGAUAUAUUCAUGAGUGAAUUAGUUUGAGAAAGCAAAUGAGAUUUCUAAUUUCUACGUGUACAGAGCGAUAAAGAGUCUAUCAAAC